Messenger RNA from Lachancea thermotolerans CBS 6340, 486 nucleotides. It is a transcript of the gene ALB1, whose product is annotated as Alb1p. The transcript has a single exon. NCBI's taxonomy places the organism in Eukaryota, Fungi, Ascomycota, Saccharomycetes, Saccharomycetales, Saccharomycetaceae. The record is from RefSeq and is a predicted model, not a curated record. The coding region runs from base 1 to 486 and encodes 161 amino acids.
AUGCCGUCAAAAAACUCCAUUAACAGACCAAAGCAGCAGAUGAAUCUGAACCGUAAGGUGCAUUCGCUGGCCAAGAAAAGAGAUGCCAGAGAAAGAGCCGGUCUGCUGCAGCCCGCCAGGUCGCACGAGACCUCCAAAUCUGGUCAGCCUAAGUCUGUGCCGAUCGAUCUAUACAAGGGCGAACAGAGCUCUGCGGGACCCGUGACAACCAAGACUCUGUCAAAGAAGAGAGCCAAGAAGAUCGAGAGAAACAUGAGAUACGCCGAGCAAAGAAAAUUGCUGGUAGACGUGCAGAAGAAGGCCGAAGACGGGAUGGAGGUGGACGGCGAGGUCGCUGCGUCGAUUGCCGGCUCGGACGCCGCCAAGAAGUCGCAGUUCGCGAGAGUCAAGGACGCCUUCUUCCGCGCCAUGGAGGACACCGCUAGUUCGGGGCUGGUGCUGGAAAACGGUGCCGGAACCACGCUCGGGGGCCGCUUCUUCCCAUGA